GCUGCUGGUUCAUGUUGCUCUUCACAGUACGCCAUGAUUUAGGUUUUCCUGCCUCUGUUUUAGACUCUGAAGAAGAGCCCGAGGCUUCGCUAUCCCAGUUUCGCGCCUCUGCGUUCUGCGAAGACCUGUCGCUUGCGUUUGUAGUCACUCAAGCGGGAGUCGACUCGUAACACUUCAGUGAUUGGGUCUGACCCAUGGUGGAUCGAAGCCACGUUUUUUCUAGCAGUCGCCGUAAAAACUAUUUUUUGAGCUAGUAGCCGAUUCCAUUAAUAACUUUUUUCAUGGCGGGGUUGUGUAUAGCGUGUACGGAAGGUCGGGUUAGAAUCCAAGCCCUUCUGGAUGCGAGAUGAAGAGAGAAACUGGACGAGCUCGCACGCCUUUUAUACGAAACCACCAUCGGCUCACCUUCAUUCCUGUCUCCUGGACCUCUCGUGUGCGAAAAGCCACGCCUACACAGUCACAAGUAGCGCCAGCGCCUCUUCCCCUCGAUAUAAUGCCUCCUCCCGUCGACCUCUCCUCUCAACCUCGUCCCGGUACCGCAGGCAGUACACCCCGAGGGGUAAACCAGGACUGGUUACCCGCAGAUGGAGGGGUACGAGGGGGUAACCAGGAGAAGUUACCCGAGAAAAAGGUUACCCCCACUCUUAGCGUCGCACAUAGAGUCGCUUCUUUCAGGCAAAUGGCUGGGGAGGCCAGGAGCUCCUCUCCCGGACCUGCGAGCUCGGGAAGAUUCGGAACCGGCGCUGCAGGUUCGGCGAGCUUGUUUGGGCGUGGUUCGGCUGAAGCUGGUUCGGAGGAAGUUGGGUUGGAGGUGCAGCUAGGGCAGCUGAGAAUAAAGAAUACAGAUUUGAAGCUUAAUGUGGAGAAUUUGCAAGCAGAGCUGAAGGCUUCUAAAGAGCAGAUCGGGCAGCUGACAAAAGAAAUUGAGGCUUGGAAGAAGGAGGGAGUUUCGAAAGACACUGCUGCUGAGAUGAAAGCGGAGAUUGAGAAACUAAGGAAUGAACUGGCAGAGAGCAAAGGAGGAGGGGGGAAGGGGCUGGGGGGACUGGGAGAGAGAGAUAAGGAAAUUAAGGAGAUGGAAGAGAAAAUGAUGAUAAUGGAAGUAGACGUUGGGAAGUAUAAAUUCGUGCAUGACAGCUUAAAAGAGAGGGUAGAAAGGCUGACCAGGGAUAACAAGAAACGAAUUGCGUCUGAGAAGGAGGCUCUUGAUGCGAUUGGGAAAGUGAGGGAGGAGAAGGAGGAGGUGGAGAGGAGAUUGGCGGAGGUCGAGAUGGAAAGGGAUGAGGCGAAGAGGAGGUGUGAGGAGGCGGAGAAAGGGAGGGAAGAGGCUGUGAGGGUGAGGGAGGAGGUGGAGGUGAGGAGAGAUGAGGAUGUGGCAGCUGUGCGGAAAAGACUGGGGGAAGAGAGGAGGAGAGUGGAGGAGGAGAGGGAUGGAGUGGUGAAGGCGAAGGAGGAGGUGGUACGGGAGAAAGAGAGACUGAUAAAGAGAGUGGAGGAGGAGGAGAGGAGGCGAGAGGAGGCUGAGGGCGGGAGACGAGAGGCGGAGGAGGAGAGGGCACGAGCUGGAAGGGAGAGGGAGCAGGCGUGGAAGGAGAGAGAAGAAGCGGAGGCAGCGCGCAGGGACGCGGAGAAGGAUAGGGAUGAGGCGGUUAAGGCCAAGGAGGAGGCGGAAGCGAGACGGGAAGAAGCAGAAAGUGCUCGUGAAGCUGCAGAAAGGAAGCAAGAGGAGGCAGAGCGGGAGAAAGAGCAGGCAGAGGAAGCGAAGUCAGAAGCAGAGGCACGGAAGGAGGAGGCUGAGGUGGAGAGACAGAAGGCGGAAGAAGAGAAGGAACAGGCGAAGAACGAGAGAGAAGUGGCGGAGGCAGCACGGGGGGAGGCGGAGAAGGAGAGGGAUGAGGCGGUAAAGGCUAAGGAGGAGGCGGAGGGGAAACGAGUGGAGGCAGAAAACGCUCGUGAGGAGACGGAGAAGAGGCAAGAGGAGGCAGAUCAGAGGAGGGAGGAGGCAGAAAGCAGAAGAGAGGAGGCGAAGAGGGAGAAGGAGCAAGCAGAGAAAGCAAGGGCAGAGGCAGAGGCAAGGAGAAGCGAGGCAGAGAGGGAGAAGGAGCAAGCAGAGGAAGCAAGGGCAGAGGCAGAGGCAAGGAGAGACGAGGCGGAGAGGUCUCAAGCAGAGGCUGAGGCGAGGCUAGCAGAGGGAGAAAAGGCGAAGGAAGAGGCGGAUAAGGCAAGAGAGGAGGCGGAUAAGGCAAAGGAAGAGGCAGAGAAAGCAAGGGAGCAGGCAGAGAAGUCAAAGGAGGAAGCCGAGAAGGCAAGAGAGGAAGCAGAGAAGGCAAAGGAGGAGGCGGAGGCAGCAAAGAGUGAGGCUGAAGAGAAGCUAGCAGUGGCUGAGGAGGGCAGGUGUGCAGCUGAGCAGGCUCGGUCCGAGGCUGACGAGCAAUCAGCUGAGGCAGAGAAGAAGAGACUAGCGGCCGAGGAGGCUCGGGCCGAAGCAAGGAAGCAGGUGGGGGAGGCAGAGGAGGCACGGGAGAAGGCUGAGCAGGCUCGGGCCGAAGCUGAAGAGAGGAAGCAGGAUGCCGAGAGAAGAAGGGAGGAUGCUGAGAUGAAGCAGAAGGAAGCUGAGGAGAGAGCGGAGGAGGCAGAGGGGGGAAGGAAGGAGGCAGAAGAGAGAAGGAGGGAGGCCGAGAGGGGGAGGGAGGAGGCUGUGGGGUUGAGGGCUGAGGCAGACGCGAGGAGAGAAGCAGCGGAGAAAGCGAAGGAGGAGGCGGAGGAGAAGCAACGAGAGGCAGAGAAAGCACGGGCUGCAGCUGAAGAGGCGCGGGAGGGAAGUGAGAAGGCUCGACUGGAAGCUGAGACAAGGGGCAGAGAGGCUGAGAAGGCAAAAGAGGUGGCUGAGAAAGCAAGAGAGGAAGCUGAGACUGCAAGGGGAGAGGCGGAAAGGGAAAAGGUUGAAGCGAUAAAGGCGAGAGAAGCAGCAAAGGCGCAAUGCGAGGAGGCUGAGAAUGGUCGAGUGGAAGCAGAGAGAAAACAAGCAGAGGGUGAGAAGAUGCAAGCAGAGGCAGAGAGAAAGCAGGCAGAGGCAGAGGCGGCACGGGAAGAAGCAGUGGAAGCGAGACAGCGAGCAGAGGUACGGAGGGAGGAGGCUGAGAGGAAGCAAGCCGAGGCUGAGAGAACGGAGGCAGAUGCGAAAACAAAACAGGCAGAAGCAGAGGUGGCAAGGGAAGAAGCAGACGCAGCACGAGCAGCAGCGGAGGUGAGAAUGGCUGAAGCGGAGAGGGAUAGGGAUGAGGCGUUGGCUGCUAGGGACGGGGCGUUGGCAGCAAAGGCUGCUGCAGUAGCGGCUAAGGAAGAGGGUGAUACAGCAAAGGAAGAAGCUGAGAAGGCGAGAGAGGAAGCUGAGAAGGAAAGGGAGGAAGCGGAGAAGGCAAGAGAUGAAGCUGAGAAGAGACUGGAAGAGGCUGAGAGGAGGAGAGGCGAGGCGGAAACAGCAAAGGAGGAGGCUGAGAGGAGGAGGGAAGAAGCAGAAAUAGCAAAGGAGGAGGCUGAGAGGAGGAGGGAAGAGGCAGAAACAGCAAAGGAGGAGGCUGAGAGGAGGAGGGAAGAAGCAGAAACAGCAAAGGAGGAGGCUGAGAGGAGGAGGGAAGAGGCAGAAACAGAAAAGGAGGAGGCUGAGAGGAGGAGGGAAGAGGCAGAAACAGCAAAGGAGGAGGCUGAGAGGAGGAGGGAAAAGGCAGAAACAGCAAAGGAGGAGGCUGAGAGGAGGAGGGAAGAGGCAGAAACAGCAAAGGAGGAGGCUGAGAGGAGGAGGGAAGAGGCAGAAACAGCUAAGGAGGAGGCUGAGAGGAGGAGGGAAGAGGCGGAAACGGCAAAGGAGGAGGCGACAAAGGCCAAGGAGGUGGCUGAAGAGAAGCAGGAGGAGGCAGAGAAGGCUCUGGCGGAGGCAGAGUUGAGAAGGGAGGAGGCAGAAGGAGCGAGGGAUGAGGCUGAAAGUGCGAAGGAGGAGGCUGAGGAGAGGAAGGAAGAGGCAGAGGAGGCAAAGGCAGCGGCAGAAGCGAGAGAGAAGGCAGAGGUGGAGAGGGAGGAGAGUGCGAGAGCAAGGGAAGAGGGUGAGAGGAGGGUAGAGGAGGCAGAGAAGAAAAGAGAGGAGGCAGAGGAGGGAAGGCGAGAGGCGGAAAGGGAGAAGGAUGCAGCUGAGGCGAAGAGAGCAGAGGCUGAGACUGCUUGUGCGGAGGCCAUGGCUGCUUGUGAGGAAGCAGUGAAGGAACGAGAGGAGGGAGACGAGAGGAGGCGUGAGGCGGAGAGGGAGAGGGAGGAGGCUGGGAAGAGGGCAGUGGAAGCGGAGGAAAGGGCAAGAGAGGCAGAGGCGAGAGCAAGUGGAGCAGAGAGGGCGGAGCGAGAGGCGAGGGAAGAAAGUGAGUUUGCAAGGAAGGCACAGGAGGAAGCAGAGCAAGCACGGGAGGUAGCUGUUAGAGGUCGAGAGGCAGCUGUGAAGGCGAAACAAGAAGCGGAGCAGGCACAUGCAGCAGCGGAAAUGCUGAUGAACGAGGCAGUUUCAGCACAGGAGGAAGCGGAGAUGGGAAGAGAGGAGGCGGAUAAGAGAAGAGAGGAGGCGGAUAAGAGAAGAGAGGAGGCGGAGAAGGGAAGAGAGGAGGCGGAGAAGGGAAGAGAGGAGGCGGAGAAGGGAAGAGAGGAGGCGGAGAAGGGAAGAGAGGAGGCGGAGAAGGAGAGGAAGGAGGCGGUGAGGGGCAGGCGAGAAGCGGAGAGAGCUCAGGCGGAGGCGGAGAGACAGAGGGACGAGGCGGAGAGAAGAAUGGCUGGGGCCGGGAUGAGCAAAGAUGAGGCGGAGAGGGAGAGGGAGGAGGCGCACCGGGGGAGGGCUGAGGCGGAAAGAAGAAUGGAGGAGGCGGAGAGCAGGAAAGAGGAGGCGCAGAGGAGGAGAGAGGAGGCGGAGAGAGCCAGGGACGUUGCUGAGAAGGCGAGAGAGGAGGCCGUUAGUGAGAGGGACGAGGCACUGCGAGGGAAGGCUGAGGCAGAGGAGAGGAGGGUGGAGGCAGAGAGGAGGGAAAGCGAGGCGGGGGAGAGGGAGAGGGGGGCAGUGAAGGCUCGGGAGGAUGCUGAGAAGGCCCUGAGAGAGGGAGAGAAGGCUUUGGAGGAGGGUGAGAGAAAGCGAGUGGAAGCAGAGAGGGCUAGAGAUGCUGCCGAGGCGAAGGCACAGGAGCUAUUGAGGGCGGUAGAAGAGGCAGAGAGUAGGAGAGUGGAAAUGGAAGGUGUGGCAGAUGAGGCAGAGGGGGCUAGAGCUGCUGCUGAGGCGAAGGUGGUUGAGGCAGGGAGGUUGGUAGAAGAGGCUGUGAGACAGAAGGAGGAGGCGGAAAGAGAGAGAAAGGAGGCUCUUGAGGCGAGGGUAGAGGCCGAGGAGAGGAGUGUGGAGGCAGAGAGGGCUAGAGAUGCUGCUGAGGCGAAGGCAGUUGAGGCAGAGAGGCAGGUGGAAGAGGCGGAGAAGGCCAGAAAGGCAGCGGAGGAGGAAAGGGAGAAGGCACUUGAGGCAAAGGCAGGAGCGGAAGAGAGGAGGGUGGAGGCGGAGAAGGCAAGGAGGGCAGCUGAGGAUGAGAGGGACGAGGCGCUUGAGGCAAAGGCAGGGGCAGAGGAGAGGAGGGUGGAGGCAGAGAGGGCUAGAGAAGAGGCAGAGAAGGCAGGAAAGGCAGCUGAGGAUGAGAGGGAUGAAGCACUUGAGGCAAAGGCAGGGGCAGAGGAGGGGAGGGUGGAGGCUGAGAGGGCUUUAGAAGAGGCGGAGAAGGCGAGGAGGGCAGCGGAGGAUGAGAGGGAUGAAGCACUUGAGGCAAAGGCAAAGGCAGAGGAGGGGAGGGUGGAGGCUGAGAGGGCUUUAGAAGAGGCGGAGAAGGCGAGGAGGGCAGCGGAGGAUGAGAGGGACGAGGCACUGAGAGGUGAGGAGUGCGCUGUGGAGGAGAGGUACGAACUGGUGCAGUCCCUCGACAGGGCGAUCGAGGACAAGGAGGAUUUGAGAAAGGCUCUUGAAGGGGCGGUUGAGGAGAACGAGGAUUUGAGAAAGGCUCUUGAGGGGGCGGUUGAGGAGAAGGAGGAUUUGAGGAAGGCUCUUGAGGGGGCGGUUGAGGAAAAGGAUGAGGUGAUGCAGUCGCUGGACAGGGCGGAAGAGGAGAGGGAGGAUUUGAGGAAGGCUCUUGAGACUGCGGUUGAGGAGAGGAGUGAGGCAAUGAAGGCUCUUGAGGGGGCGGUUGAGGAGAGGAAGAAUGCAGCGAGUGCCGUUGACGGGGAUGCUAAGGAGAGGUUCGAGCUGAUGCAGUCGCUGGACAGGGCGGCUGAGGAGAGGGAGGAUCUGAGGAAGGCUCUUGAGGGGGCGGUUGAGGAGAGGGAGGAGGCAAUGAAGGCUCUUGAGACUGCGGUUGAGGAGAGGGAUGAGUUGAGGAGGGCUCUUGAGGGGGUGACUGGAGAGCGGGAUGAAGCAACGAAGGCUGUUGAAGAUGCUGUUAGGGAGAGGGAUGAAUUGAUCAUGGCUGUUGAAAGGGCGAGAGGCGAGAGGGACGAAGCAGUCAGUGCUCUUGAAGGGGCGAUGGGCGAGAGGGAUGAAGCGGUGAAGGCUCUGGAGAAGGCGAGUGGGGAGAGUGGUGAGGUAGCGCAGGCUGUCAACGAGGCUGUAAGGGAGAGGGACGAAGCAGUCAGGGCUCUUGAAGGGGCGAUGGGAGAGAGAGAUGAAGCGAUGCGAGUGAUUGAAGAAGCAAUUAGGGGACUUAGAGAGGCGAUGGGGGAGAGGGCCACGACUGAAGCAGAAAUGGCAGGGAGGGAGGAAGCAGAGAGGAGGCGGGAAGAAGUUAAGGGAAGGCUUGAGGAACUUACAGAGAUCCUUGGGGAAAUCAAGCGGAUACAGAUGGAGUCUGAGAGGAAACUCGAGGAGGUUGAGAGGAGAUUGGGGGAAAUUGAGAAUGAGAAGGCGGAGGCAGAGAGGAGGAGGGAAGAGGCGGAGAGGAGGAGUGAGGAGGCAGAGGCGGAGAGAGAGGAAGCGGAAAGGACGAGGGAUGAAGCUGUGGCUAAGAUGGAAGAGGCAGAGGAGGCACGAGCAGAGGCAGAGAAUGGGAGGGCGGAAGAAGAGGGGAGAAGAGAGAGGGCUGAGGAGCAGAGGGGGGGAGCGGAGGAGGAGAGGGUGAGAGUGGAGGAGAGGGAUGAGGCUGAGAGGAGCAAAGAAGUUGUUUUGAGGGAAAAGGAGGAGGCAGUCGAAGCGUGGAAGGUAGCGGAGUGGAGGAGAGAGGAGGCAGAGAAGGCGCUCGGAGAGGCUUUGGAGGCAGCAGGGGAGGCAGAGGGUCAGAGGGAGGAGGCGGAGAGGGGGAGAGACGAGGCAGAGAGGAGGAGGGAAGAAGCAGAGAGGAGAGUAGAGGAGUUGGAGAAGGAGCUUUCGAAGAUUGCUGUGAAGCUUGAAGAAAUAGAGAAGGCAAAAGCAGAGGCAGAAAAGGCAGCAGAGGAGACAGAGAAGGCAAAAGCAGAGGCGGAAGAGGCAGCAGAGGAGACAGAGGCGUCAACAGCAGAGGCAGAAGAGGCAGCAGAGGAAGAAAGGGCAGCAGAGGAGACAGAUAAGGCAGCAGCGGAGGCAGAAGAGGCAGCAGAGGAGACAGGGAAGGGGGGUUGGGAAACAGAAGGAGCAGCAGGUGAGGCUGGAAGGGCUGAGACGGCAGCAGGUGAGGCAAGUGAAUGGGAGGUGGAAAAGGAGGUUGAGGAGUUGAGGGAGGUGGAGGAGUUGAGGGAACGGAUCAGUUGCCUGGAGAAGGAGAAGGAGGAGGCUGAGAGGGAGAGGGAAGAGGCUGAGAGACGAUUGGGGGAGAUGCAGGAGGUGAUGGACGAGGAGAGAAAGGCGAGAGAGGAGGCCGUGAGAGAGAAGGAGGAAGCAAAAAGGAAGGCAGAAAAGGCUGAAAUACGAGCAGAGGAAGCUGGAAAGGCGAGUGAGGAAGCAGAGAGGAGGGCGAAAGAAGCAGAAGAAGCAAGAGCGGACGCCGAUAGGAAGGUGACAGAGGCAGAAGAAGCAAGAGAUGGGCUGCAGGAGCGUUCGGAAGAAGCAGAGGGCGCAUGGCAGGUGGCAGAGGCAGCGAGAGAUGAGGCAGAGAGGAGAUUAGAAGCACUAGAGCAUCCCUUGAAGGAACCAGAGGGGGCAAGAGGCGAGUCGGAGAGGAGAAGGGAAGAAGCAGAGGGAGGUGGUGAGGAGGUGGAGAGGACAGUAGGAGAGAUGGAGAGGCGUCUGAGGGAGGCUGAGGCCGCGAGAGAAGAGGCGGAGAGGAGAAGAGAAGUGGCAGAGGAAGGUUGGAAGGAGGCGGAGGCUGCGAGGGAGGAGAUGGAGAGGGCGAAAGAGGAUGCUGAGGCGAGCUGGGAAGAGGCGCUGGGCAUGCUGGGUGAGGCGGAGAGGGGGAGAGAAGAAGCCGAGAGGGGGAGAGAGGAGGCGGAAAGAGCAAGAGAAGAGGCAACGAAAGCGAGAGAGAAGGCAGAAAGUGGGAGAGAGGAGGCGGAGAAGACGAGAGUGGAAGCUGAAAGGUUGGGGAAGGAGGCAGAGAGGGGGGGGGAGGAGGCGGAAGGCAAGGAACGUGGGAAGGCAGUGGGAGGGUUAUUGAAGGAGGCUAAGUGCGGGCUGCAAGGGCUGCAAGGGGAGGCAAUGGGAAGGCGGAGGAUAUCAGGAGCGUUGGUAGAGGGGCAAGUUGAGGCACUUAGGUCUGACGAGGGCGUGGUCGUCUCAGAAUCUGGUGCGGCAGUUGCAGAGGAGAGAGUGGUAGAGGGAGAAGUAGUGGGAGAGGUGGAAGGAGAAGAUGAUACGGGGGGAGAGGAGGGAGUGGAUGGAAUGGCGGGUAGUGGAUUGCUGAAUAGUCGCGGAGUGGAGGCGGCUAGGGCUGCAGAGGAGAUUGUUAGCGAGUACGGGCCAAGAGAGGGCAAAGGGAGGGGAGUGGCGUCCAGCAUUGAGGAGGAAGGAGGCACUGGAGAGGUGACUGAGGAGGAGGAGGAUAAGGGGUGCAGUGGGGAGGAGGCGGACAGGGAGAGCAGCGGGGGGGAGGAGGAGCAGGUGAAGGGAGUGAUCUCGCACUGCACACAGAAAGAAAUGCUGCCUGUGGAUCUUGCUGCUGCUGCUGAGGUUGCAGACAGAGGGUGGACGAAUACUGAGAGCAUGGGGCCGGAUGGAAGGGUAGGCAUGUGCGCGGGUAUGGAGUUUGAUGGGAUGAGAAGCAUGAGUUUGGCAGAGGAGUUAGGAAGGGAGAGGGACGAGUUGAGAGCGCAGUGGGAGGAGAUGCGAGACAAGUGGGAGGCGGCGGAGGAUAGAGGGAGGGAGCUGGAGGCGCUUGUGAGUAAAACGGGCGUGCAGUUAGAGAGGGUGGUUGGGCGGAAUAGAGAGGUGGAAGGGUUGCUGGAGGAACGGGAGGUGGGGCUGAGGAGGACGGAAGAGGAGAAAAGGGAAGUGGAGAUGCUUUUAAAGAGGAUGGAAGUAGAGAAGAGGGAGUUGGAGGCAAUGGUGGCACAGAUGGCCAAAGGGAGGGGUGGGGAGGAGGAGAGAGAGGGAGGUGGAGCGGAGAAGGCAGAGGAAGUUGGGAGGGAGAGCGUUGAUGAGGGGGUGAAGGGACGGGAUGGUGUGGAGGGAAGGUGGGAGGGAGCGAGGAAGGAUGCAAAAGGGUUGGAAGGAGGAGAGGAAGGGGGAGAGGGUGGGGAGGGCGGCGAGGGAGCGGAGGUGGGGGGUGGGGAGAAUGGUCGCACUUCUGGGAGGGAGGACGGGGAGGUGAGAAUUGAUUUUUCUGAUGGGGGUAGUGAGUUUGAGAGGAUGAGGAUGGGAGAGAGUGUGGGGGAAGGGGAUUGGUGGGCUGAAUGGGCGGAUGAGGCAGAGAGGGGCAGGGUAGAGGCAGAUAGGAAGAGGGAUGAAGCAGUGGAAGCAAGAGAGGAGGCAGGGAGGGAGCGGGAUGAGGCGUCCAGAGCAAGGGAUGAUGCAGAGAGGGCAAGGGAAGAAGCGGAAUUGAGCCUUGAAGAGGUGGAGAAGCAGAGAGAUGACGCAUUCAAAGCAAGGGACGAAGCCGUGAAAGCGUGCGAGGACGCUGAGGAGGCAAGAAGAGAGGCUGAGAAGGCGAGGGAUGAAGUGCUGGAAGAAAGGGAGGCGAUUCAGCAGUCGUGGAAUGAUGCUGUGGAGGGAAGGAGAGAGGCAGAGGCGAGGCUUGAGGCACUGCAGAACGCAAUUGAUGAGGCUGAGAUGGCACGGGCAGAGGCUGAGACAGCAAGGGCAGAGGCUGAGAAGGCGUGGAAGGAGGCGGAGGAGAAGGUGGCAGAGGCGGAAGAGAGGAGCGAGGAGGAGAAGAAAGCAAGGGAGGAAGCAGAGAGGGCAAGGGAAGGAGCAGAAGAGGCAAGAGAGGGAGCGGAGAAGGCAAGGGACGAGGCCAUGGCACUCCAAGCCAUGCCGUGCACUGCAUGUGCGGAAAAGGACGAGGCAAUGCAAUCCAUUCUCAACGAGCUUGUUGCCGCCCAGGCUGCCUCCGAAGCUGCCGUAGCCUCGGCAGCUACCAAUGCUGCUGAGGAGGUUCGGACGGAGCUUCGGAUGGCACAGGAAGGGUGGGAGAAACGGCUGAGCGAAGUGGAAGGGGAGCUGGAGCGCGUGAGAGGGGAGGGGAUGAGUCUUGAGAAGAGAGUAAAGGAAGCGGAGGAAGAGAGUGUGCGGUUGCAAGAGGAGGUGGAGGCUGAGAGGAAGGGGAGGGAGCAGGAGAGGACAGCAAAGGAAGAGGAGAGGAAGGCGAAGGAGGAGGAGAGAGAGAGAAGGGAGAAGGCAGAGGCGGGGAGGAGGGCAGCGGAGGAGGAGGCGCAGUUGACCAGGGAGGAUCUAGAGGUGAUGAGGGACGCCAAGAGGGAGACGGUGCGCAAUCUGACCGACUCCCUGGUGGCGGCGGAGGAGCAGCGGAAGAGGCUGCUCUACCUGCUGCGAAAAGCUAAAGUCAUUGACGGCCUUUAGCAGCGGCUGCGCCAUUGCAACACGUCACCAGGACAUGAUAAAAGCACAAUACACCAUUGCACCAUUCUCAAGAAAUCAUCAGUCAUACGUGCCCUAGUGGUUGCAACUUGCUUCUCGAAGGAGACAUUUCCCCACAAUUGAUGUGUCUUGUAUGGUUUGUAUAGUGUACCAUCCUUAU
Molecule: messenger RNA, 11156 nt
Organism: Closterium sp. NIES-67
Lineage: Eukaryota; Viridiplantae; Streptophyta; Zygnematophyceae; Desmidiales; Closteriaceae
Source: the annotation of a GenBank genome assembly